This is a messenger RNA of Daphnia carinata, 3490 nucleotides long. RefSeq names its product protein artichoke-like. Bases 719 to 3334 code for a protein of 871 amino acids. Lineage: Eukaryota; Metazoa; Arthropoda; Branchiopoda; Diplostraca; Daphniidae. The transcript has a single exon. Gene Ontology annotation, cellular component: membrane. Gene Ontology annotation, biological process: immune response; toll-like receptor signaling pathway; inflammatory response. Gene Ontology annotation, molecular function: transmembrane signaling receptor activity; protein binding. The record is from RefSeq and is a predicted model, not a curated record.
ACGAUGUUAUUUUUUGUCUUAGUUGUUUCGCUUUGCUUGUAGUGGCUGAACAUAGGCAAAAAGUUCUCUCUCUCUAUCCUUGUGAAAGUAAACUAAAACUUCCAACUAACUGUACGUGCAUGUAUGCGUAGGUGAACCCGUGUCAUUGGCCUCCAUUUCGGCCGAAUCACCUAGUUAAACCUAUAAAACCCGCGUCACCUUCUUCAUCAACUUUCACAAUCAGCCGUGCAACUUUUUAACAGUUAAAUCCAGCUGGAUUUGCUCUUAACUUUUAUUGGGCAUUUUAUUCAUUUUCAACAAGGAGACGCAGUUUUUUUUUGCGAACUUUCUAUUGCUUUUUUGUUCGGCUUGACAUUAUUCCGUUCAAGGAAAGAAUUCUGUUGUUUUAGCUACUCAACUUGUGUGUGUCUGGUGACGAUUAUUACCUGCGUCCUGUUUGCAUAUUUACAAGCCAUCUCGCCCCCAGGAUUGUUCUUUUUGAGUGCGCGUGUUUUAUUUGUAUCCGACAACCAUCGUACCGAUUACUAUUCAAGGCGUGUUUAGUUGACUGGUGAUCGCGCGUGAUCUAACCUUGGAUUCACGAUGGCUUGACGAUCGCUUUUUUGAAACUGCGUUCAGGCAGUUGAUACCUGGUUCUUGAAAAAGGAAAAAAAUAGGAUAGUCGUUAAUUAGCCUUAGAAAAUAGGGUGCUCGUACUGGAUUCCCAACAAAGACCGCAAUGGUGGUCCGAUCCGCUACGGAAUUGUGGCUUACGACCGCCUACGCGUUACGGCUGGUGGCGUUAGUGCUGCCUUUGCUUUUGACGUCCGUCGAAUCUCAUUUCGUCAAUAGUAGCCUAGUGCCAACGCCGAGUGCCGUUCGCAAUUAUACACUCAAUUCUAGCGAUGUUCGAAUGCUCUACGAAGCGGGUGAUUGUGCGUGCUUUUGCAAAAUGACCCGCGAAUGGACCGUAUGCGUCGGCAAAGAGUGCCACAACGUCCCACGUACCAUCAACAUUUACAAUCGGCGAUUAAAAGUCACGGGCACGGAAAUUACCACCAUCGGGCCGUUGGAUUUUGCUGGAUAUCCGGAUUUAUUGGAAUUGCAAUUGGAUAGCAACCUUCUCACAACCAUCGAGAACGGGACGUUUUCCAAUUUGAGCCAAUUGGUCAACUUGAGUAUAUCAUCGAAUCGAUUGGCCUCCAUCCCACCUGGCGCUUUUCAAGGUCUGACCAGUCUGCGUUCCUUGCGACUCAUCAAGAACCGUUUCUUGGCUUUGUCAGACGUCGUGCCAUCCCUAGUCCCGCUGACUUCCCUUCGAUUCUUGUCAUUAAGCGAUAAUACGCUGAGCCGAGUGAAUGCAGCUGAUUUCGUACCGAUGCGUUAUUCUUCGCUGGAGACGCUCGAAUUGAGUAAUUGUGAUCUCAAGUAUGUCGACUCUGAGGCUUUUAUGCCCUUCAAGAAGCUUCAAAGGCUCAUACUCAGCGAGAAUACGAUGCCGGAAGACAAUUUAAUUUAUCUCAUCCACACGAUGAGAGAGAGUGGACUCAAAGCGUUGGAUCUGUCGCAGUUGCGCUUCGCCGGAAGUCCGCCAAGAACGAUGCUCGAAGCUUUGUCUCAUACAGACGUGGAAGAACUGAACUUGAGCAAAAAUACGCUGCCCAGACUCAGCCCCAAGAUCUUCCCGUUGAUGCCGCACAUCCGCGACCUGGAUUUGAGUGCAUGUGGAAUUAUUACUAUUGAGAACGGCACUUUUAGUCUAAUGCCACUUUUAAUGCGACUCAACUUGGCCAUGAAUGGUCUUGAAGAUAUCCCCCCUGCCGUCAUGAUCCUUCCUCAACUCAAGUGGCUCAGCCUGAGCGGCAAUUCCGGCUCCGGACACGACUAUGGCGGUGGCGAGCUGAAAUUGCAAGAUGGCAAUUUUGCCUUCAUGUCCAAUUUGACUUAUUUGGACCUGUCUUUUAACCGGGUUGGUCAAGUGACUCGCGAGAUCUUUCACGGACUCUCGCGAUUGGAAGAGCUCAAUUUGAAGAACAACUCGUUAUAUCGGUUGUCGGAAGGUUGCUUUCAGCCACUGACUUCACUUAAAAUCCUUCAUUUGGAUGGCAACGCCUUUGGCAAGCAAAACUUCAGCAGAAUGACCCUUGAUGGUUUAAAAAGCCUUGAAUAUCUCAACAUGGAUCAGUGCAAGUUAUCUUUCACCGAUCAAGAAGCCAUUUUUGCCGGUGCACCUCGUCUCAAAUACCUGAGCCUGCGUGAUAAUCAAAUUGUUUCGUUUGGAAGCCGCAACCCUUUUGCGGACGCCACCAGUCUUGUCAGUGUCGACCUUUUCAAGAAUCGUAUCCGCGGUUGGGACAAGCAACUAUUCGCCAGCUCACCUAACCUGGACGUGCUCAAUUUGGCCGACAAUCAAAUCUCCCACGUAUCAAAGGCCAUGAUGGCCGAUAUUGCCAAUCUCUCUGAAGUAGAUUUGGUAGGCAAUCCCAUCGAUUGCGAUUGCAAUUUGGAACCUUUACGUCGCUAUGCGCUCUACCACGAAGACACAGAAGAGAGCAAUCUACUGAUCAAAGCCGAUCACUGUUCAUCGCCAGACAAAUGGCGCUUCUUUCCCAUUACGAAUUUUCUAGUGAGACUCGAUCCCGAUGAUUGUCUCGAUAACAUGCAAGCAUCCACAGAUGACGACGACGAUAUGGAUGCCGAUGAUUCAUUUAUUGCGGGACCGCACGUGAUCGCCCUCUAUGUCCUGAUUCCCACCGUAUGCCUUUCGGUAUUGGCUGCUUAUGCCAUCUACAAGAGUCGUUGGGUGAUUCGUUAUUACAUGUUUCGCAAAAGACUCAGUCAAACGAACUUGAUGAGCUCAUCGUCCAUGGCCGAAUUGGAAGGCAAUUUCAAGUACGAUGCUUUCGUUUCGUAUAGCAACGUGGAUCACGCUUUCGUCGCCAAAAUGGUGGGCAUGUUGGAAAACGCACCGCCGCAUUACAAGCUCUGCGUUUACGAACGCGAUUUCACCGCCGGCAACGUUCUCAACGAUUGCAUUAUGCAGAGCAUCGCCACCAGUCGCAAAGUGGUGCUCGUUAUUAGCGAGAAUUUCAUCCAGUCUCAUUGGUGUUUGUGGGAAUUGCACCUCGCGCAGCAUUCGUUGCUGGAAGACAAGAGAAACGGCCUCAUCUUGGUGGUUGUUGGUAAACUGAAGCUCAACCAGCUGCCACCGACUUUGCGAUUUCUGAUGAAGACGCGGAUCUAUUUAGAAUGGGAUCUAGAUCCGUCCAAACAGCGACUCUUUUGGGAACGACUCCGAGAUGCUCUGGCUCCUUCCGCCUCACAGAAGAGUAUCACUUUAUCGGGGGCUGCGUGAUCCUUCUUUGAUCAUUUUUCUCUAUUGUAUUAUCGUUUCAUUCAACACAUAUUCUCGUCACGAUGUACAUAGUUAUUUUAUCGCCAUGUCCGUAAACUAAAAAGAAGAAUAUCGCUGGAAAAAUUUUUAUCGGAUCGCUACAUGCAAUAUGAGACA